AGCACUUUCAGCUCCCUAGUUUCGUCCGAGGGCUCGUUAGUUCUGGACGUGAGUACUGCUCGUCUCGCUCUUUACCGGGUUGUACUGAAAAAUUCGAAACGUAUUGGACUAUGCGUUAAAUGUGUGUUACGCGGACUGUGCUUAAAAUAUUAAUAGUUCCGAUGGGGGUCGAAUUGUAACACCAUGAACGCUACCUAGUGUCGGGACAAUGUUUAUCGAUAAAAUGUGGUUAGUGUUGUUACUUCCCGCCCUAGCGGCGGCGCUGUCAUCGGCCGAUUCCGAUUCGUGUAACCCGGAUAAGAUGACAGUGUAUAAGAUGGUGUUACACACUUAUUGGACGAGGGAGAAAUUUCCGAAACAUUAUCCGGACUGGCGGCCACCUGCUCAAUGGUCACGUGUUUAUGGGGUAUCCCAUAGCCGGUCAUACGUCUUAUUCCACUUGGGCAGAAGGGUAUCACCAGCCAUUAAGCAGUUUGCUGAGACUGGAAGAUUGGACACUCUGGGAUCUAGUCCUGGUACUCUGGACGUCUUCGGCGCACCGUCUAUUGGUCAGGGUGCGGGGCGGAGUGAGUCUGAGUUCUUCGUCGACGGUAAUCAUUCUCGGGUGUCAGUGAUGGCCAAAAUGAUACCAUCCCCAGAUUGGUUUAUCGGAGUGGAUAGUUUUGAUCUGUGCGUCGACGGAAACUGGCUGGACAGCAUUACAAUUGAGGUUGACCCACUGGACGCGGGCACAGACAACGGCUUCACAUUCACAGCACCGAACUGGCCGACGGCACCGCAAGGUGUGGCGUAUCGAAUCACGUCCCGUUACCCCUCUCAUCCUGCGGGUUCAUUCUUCUACCCGCAUUUGAGAAGACUACCGCCUAUAGCCACGUUUCAAUUCAUUAAACUACGAGAAUACGAACUCUCCGAAGUGUUCCACCGCGAUAGUGACGACCGUAAAUACGACGUUCUUCAAUUGGAUAAGCUAAGCCACAAUAAUAUAGAUGUGUUGGACGGCAAUCGGGCCCUCUCUAUAGCUGAAGAGGUAGAGAGAAAUGAAGCACCCAGGAUCUACUCUGAAGGUUCCAUGACAACGCCAGAUGGUGCAUAUUCUUAUUAUUCAAUAAUGAACAACACGUCCUCAACUGAGGAGCCAAGAUCAGCAAAUGAGGUGCCGACAUCCGGGCCUACUGCCAGCGAGCGGUCAGCUUUACGCAGCUUAGCGAGGAGAUAUAGGGCACGUCGCCGCCGCAAGCUACGGGCUGAUAAUACAGAUCCAGCAGAGAGGAGGAAGAGAAAAAGAGCUAGGUUGCUGGAUUGUCGAGUGUCUGACUGGGGUCAGUGGAGUCCGUGCCGUAGUGACGGCGGCUGCGUGGGCUCGGCCCUACGUACCAGAAGAAUAAUAAGACGACAACGACCCGGUGGGAAUCCUUGCCCGCCAACAACGCAAUCCAGGUGGUGCGCAACCAACUGCACGGCGGCACACCCGCAGGAAGACUGGCGAAAUAAUCUCACGUAAUUCCCCACUGUUCCAUUUUUAAAUUUAUUUUUUAAUCCCUUUUGUAAGUGGCCAGUUCUGUUUGCUUAUUUUCUAUCUGCGUUAGCUUCUGUACUGUCCGUCCAAAGAUAAUUUUAUUUCUAUUCCAAAUUUGAGUUUUCUUUUCCGCUGUAAAUUCGUGGAGUGUAAAAAUAUUAAAAUCACUGUAUUAUAAAUAUAAUAAGAGAUGACUGUCGAUGUUCUUUGUAGACUUUGUCGCUGUAUCUAUGAGAGCUUUUUCUGUUACUAUCGUUUCAUGUGUUAAUACAUAGGUUAAGUUGACAUAAUCAUAUUUAUUAUGUAAGAAAUCCUCAUGUUACCCACCACAGUCUUUCAUACUUAUUUUUUCAUGAAAUUUAAACUCUAUAUUGAUAAAGUGUACUAUUAUUAAAUAUGGACUACUCAGAUACUGUUUCGCUUGGUACAAAUUACAAUUACCUAUAAUCGUAAAAUUAUAUAGCAAGUCUGUUUCCUUUAAGGCGCACUGCACUAGAUUUUAUACCUAAUAGUAUUCAUUACAAGCAGAUGCGUUUAUCAAUUACCUAUGCUACACAUUAGAUAUUAAGUGUUGCUAUAUGAAGGAAAUAACCUCGUUUGCCUUUUCAUAAUUAGAAAUAGCUAGGAUCAGCGACGUCAAUAUUCCGCAAAUGGUUAGUCAAUUAGUAUUUUGAUAGUUGUCUUAAAAUAAAAUACAUAUCGCUUAUCUCCUUUGUGACAGUAUUUCAAUAAAAUUGUAGUUGUUUAUAUGUGGGGAUUUACUAGCAAAUGUCAGAAUGAAUUGCAGCUUUUCGGUGAAAUAUGUCAAGUAUCGCGUAGUAAAUAUCCAUAUUUGCAUUUUUAUUUUCAGAAAUAAUCCGUUAAACUAAAUAUAUAAUAAGUUAAAUGGAUGGUUGAAAUGUUUGAUAAGCGUUUAUGUUGAUAGACGAUUUUGUUGAUUUUGGCGAAUCUAAAUCCAUGUUUUUGAUACGGGCCUCAUACUUAGAGAUAAUUCUCUGAUACAAUAGCAUAGUUACAGUUACCGGCAAACUUCUUGAGCAUUAAACAAGAGGGUAGGGGAAAGUUUGAGCAUUGCGGGACACAAACGUCAACUGAUUUACCAAUCACGCAAUCGACACGUCACUCUCCCGCCGCCAGGCAAGGACCCCUGUUCAAGAUGUUUGCCGGUAUCUGUACGUGAGCGGCUGUCAAACCCGGUUAUUCUAUCGUGUGCGCAAUGAACGCUAGAAUGAAACAUCACAAGAUAUAUAUAUCACCACUUGCAAACAAAAAAUAUUAUCAAUGUGACAGAUGUAAAUCUUGAUUAAAUAGUGUAAGAAGAAUUAAAAUGUGAAAAUAUUUCAAUGUAAUUUUGGUUUAUUUUAAGUUUUUAUUAUCUCAAAUUAUGGAAAGGAACGUGUUUAAUUGGCAAAGGCAAGGCAUAUCCACUUUUACAUCACAAAGCUAAAUAAUAAACUGUGAAUUUUAGCUGAAAGUAAACCGAAUACAAUGAAUAAUAAGCAGAACUUUCGAGUACUUUGUUAGUUUAACCCCUACAUUAGCGUAAAAUACUCCAAAGAUGCAGCUUUUAUUUUUAAUACAUUUAAAUGUUAAGUAGAUAAGUUUAUAUCUAGAGUAAGUUACAAAUUACAAAGCCUUCUGUGAAAUAUAUUUAGAUUCUGAUAAGAGGUUGCAGUUUAAAUAGAAAAUGUUACAUAGGUCUUUUGUCAAAUAAAUCAAUAAUUGAACUCAUAUAACCCAACGUAUCUAAUAUUGUUUAUAUGUGACCAGUGUGAACGUAGCAACUAGUUCAAACACUUCGUUUGUUCCAAAUGCAGCCUACUUCACUGCGGUCAUGCAGUUCUAGUAUUUAUAUUUCAAAAAAACUAUAUUUAUGCCAAAGAAAUUAGGACGUAGAUGAUCAUCAGGUAUAAUAUUGAUUUAGUAUUUAUUUAACUGAACGAUUGGUUUUAAAGUAUCAAAAUCAUCUAGAGCCAAAACUUGUUAAAACUAGUGUAAUGAUUACUGAGUAUGUGUAUUUUUUACAAUGUAAAUUAUUCUGAUUUCGAUAAUAAAAUAUCAUAAAUGCA
This is a messenger RNA of Pieris napi, 3585 nucleotides long. RefSeq names its product spondin-2 (gene mspo). The transcript is spliced from 8 exons. The coding region runs from base 209 to 1501 and encodes 430 amino acids. NCBI's taxonomy places the organism in Eukaryota, Metazoa, Arthropoda, Insecta, Lepidoptera, Pieridae. The record is from RefSeq and is a predicted model, not a curated record.